AUGGCGGAAAAAGAAGCCAUUGAAGAAGCUCAUAGCAAGCUUCGAUCCAAGUUCCUUCAAGUAAUUCGUUUUAGUACUAGACGACGAUGUGAAUUUUUCCCCAUAGUUCGUCGUUAUAAGAAAGCGGUGAGUCGUUUGUAUGAAAACUCUCCUCCAACGAAGGAAGAGAUGGAGAUAAUGGAAUCGUGUCCGAAGAUGGAGACAGAGAACCUUGAAGAGUUGCUUCAGGAGGAGAACUUCUACUUGGUUAUGAACUGGCCAACUGGUGAAUGGGAUGAUGAGCUCUGGGAGGGCGAGAAUGAGAAUUUGGAGUAUGAAGCUCACUCCGGAAGAAGGAUACAAUGGCUGCCGGUGGUGAUUUAUAAAUUAAAGGAAAGCGAUGAAAGCGAUGAGGAGAAGAGAAGGCCAGCGGUUGUUUUUCUUCACAGUAUGAACAAAAACAAAGACUUCUUGCGUCCAUUGCUUAAGGCGUAUGCUUCGCGGGGAUAUGUAGCAAUUUCGGUGGAUACAUGUUACCAUGGAGAACGUGCCACGAACACACAUGCCUACAGAGAUGCACUUACUUAUUCGUGGGCUUCAGGUAAAUCGAAGCCAUUCAUAUAUGAAGUGGUGUAUGACUUGAUGAGAUUGGCAGAUUUUCUAACAGAAGACAGAGACGAUAUAGAUCCUUCUAGAAUAGGAAUCACCGGAAUAUCACUUGGAGGAAUUCAUGCAUGGUUUGCUGCACUUGCUGAUACUCGCUAUUCUGUAGUUGUUCCUCUUAUUGGUGUUCGGGGAUUUCGAUGGGCCAUAGACAACGAUCAAUGGAAGCCUCUGGCUGAUGACAUGGAGGUUUUGUUUGACGUGGCUCGUCAUAAUUUGGGUAAAGAUCGUGUUGACAAAGAAGUAGUGGAGAAGGUAUUUGACCGUAUUGCUCCAGAUUUAACUUCCGAAUAUGAUGCGCCCUAUUCAAUUCCAGCUAUAGCACCACGUCCAUUGCUUAUUAUCAAUGGUGCGGAAGAUCCACUAUGUCCCGUUGCUGGCUUGGAAGUUCCAAUAUCAAAGGCUACUCAGGCAUACGAAGCGUUUCAGUGUUUAGAUAAUUUUAAGUUUAUUGCAGAAGCUGGAGUUGGACACCAAAUAACGAGAUUGCAAGUGAAGGAAUCAUGUGAUUGGUUUGAUAGGUUUUUAAAGCCUGAUACUUAGUGUCCUCAAAAGUGUUGAUGAAUUA
Vigna unguiculata (cowpea) is the source of this 1210-nucleotide messenger RNA. RefSeq lists its product as uncharacterized. Gene Ontology annotation, molecular function: hydrolase activity. The record is from RefSeq and is a predicted model, not a curated record. Lineage: Eukaryota; Viridiplantae; Streptophyta; Magnoliopsida; Fabales; Fabaceae.